This is a messenger RNA of Peniophora sp. CBMAI 1063, 1848 nucleotides long. Lineage: Eukaryota; Fungi; Basidiomycota; Agaricomycetes; Russulales; Peniophoraceae. The record is from the annotation of a GenBank genome assembly.
AUGCACUUCUUCAGCCCCCGCGCAUAUGAGUCUCAUCCCUGGUUGCUGAGCUUGUUGGCCAUUGGAGCUCUAGCCCAGAACCUCCAAGUACCCUCAACGUGGACGAGUCAAGAGUCAAAUUACAGUCGCCAGGCGCGCGAAGGGCUUGCCUUCGGCGCCGCUACAGCCCUCAUUGACCAGGUCAAGCCAUCUGGUGGUGGUGUCAGUGAUGUGAUUCCCAACGUGCAAUACCUUGCGAGUCUUUUCGGCGGGCUGGCCAUACAAGAUUAUCUGAGCGGGAAUACGUCUUGGGUCAAUGAAGUGACCCAGGUCAUGCAGGAGAACUACGUUAACCAGGGCGUCUACAGCGCUCCACCAGCGACCGGCCAAACCGGAGACGCUAACCAUUGGGCCCUCGCGUUCUACUAUGCGUAUAGGACGUACAAGCAACAGUUCUUGCUCGACACUGCGAUCCAAAUAUACAACAUGACGUACACGACGGCCUUCAUUACUUCCAGUGCCGCCACCAGUGGUAGCGGGGCAGGGCGGAAUAUAUCGUUUGCAUCUCCGAACUGCACACAUGGGACGUUGGCAGGAGGCGUUUUCUAUUACAACGAUCAACCGGAGUCGCUUCAACUGUGCGGUGAAUGCACAGAUACCUUCUUGACAUUAUCGGCCUACCUAUACGAAGCGACGAAUAGCUCGAUCUACUUUGAGGCGGCGCAACUUUCCACGGACUUCAUGUUCAAUUAUAUGUGGAACGGGUCCAUUGUCUACGACCUCCUUUACCUCCCCGACUGCGCACCCUCCCCGAAACCAAUCACUCUCAACCAAGCUGGAUACGUCGAAGGCCUGGCCGUGUGGGCGAAUGUCACUCAAAACAGCACGUUGGUGAAAGUUCUUGAAGAGGUCGUUUCCAACGUGACCACUUUCCCCGCGUGGUCCUUGCACGAGAUACCGGUGCUCACAGAGUCCGGAGGUCUUCAACAAUGGGACUACAACUCGAAGAACUUCUUCAUACGCGGGCUUGCGGAAGCACGUGCACGAAAUCCUGGAUCGGACCUCUCGCGAUACAUCGAAGCAUACAUCAUGAUACAGUUCAAUUCUCUCCUGUCCAAUGCACAAGGCGCACCGCCUAACAACAACUUCUAUGGGACAGCGUGGGCUGGCAGCCCGCCCACGUCGUUUAGUGCGCCCGGCAAUCUCGCCGCGCUGGAGGUUUUGAAUGCUGCCUUCAGUUUGGUUCAGCCGGCGAAUGGAACGAAUGAAACUGCAACCUCCGCAAGUCCUGCCACUACGAGUACAGCCGCGACCGCCACUACCAGCGCACCGAUGAGCCCCUCACGGUCAAACGUAGGGGCCAUAGCUGGCGGCACGGUAGGAGGCGCAAUCCUCGUUGUCGGCUGUAUCGCGGGCUUCCUUUGGUAUCGCCGCCGCCAGACGAGUGCCAGAUCUGCUUCUGCAGCACCCAAUAUGACAUCCUCGGUAUCGCUCAUCGGACGCCAUGACGAACAUAACGCACUCGGCGCCGUCGAUCCCUUUACAAUGUCCUCUCCUUCUACCCAAGUUCCGUCGAAGUGGCGAGACAACUACGCACCCAGCCACAGUGCCGCCGGCCCAUCAUCACCGGUUACUGCACAUUCGUCGCGAUCAACUGCUGCAUACGGAGGCGACAGUGAUCCUGCACGAGGACCGCUGAUUGGAUCUGGACAACGCUCGACGUCGGUUCAGGCCGUUCGGGACGGGACUGACAUGCAAGAAGUGGCACAUGCCGAGUCGGAUGGUCUUUCUGAAGUGCCGGGUCUUGUCGGGCGCUUGUACCACCUACUUAGCCGUCAGGUGGAGCUUCCGCCUGCAUACGCAUCCUGA